Molecule: messenger RNA, 934 nt
Organism: Daphnia pulicaria
Lineage: Eukaryota; Metazoa; Arthropoda; Branchiopoda; Diplostraca; Daphniidae
Product: putative defense protein 3
Exons: 6
Coding region: 161-796 (211 amino acids)
Molecular function (GO): oxidoreductase activity, acting on metal ions
Source: RefSeq, a predicted model, not a curated record
CGUAGUCUACCAUCUGCAGUUGGGUUAUCCGGUCCAUACCCACAUGCUGGAGAAAAGGAGAGUCCUUCUCCUAUAAUGGCAUUCAGUUAAUAGUUAGUUGCUGUUCCAAAUUGUUGGCCCUCCAAAUGGCGGUUGAGUGUCUCAGCUGUUGAAUUUUAAAAUGUCUCCAUUCGCGAAGCUAGUGAUUCUGAUUUUACUGGCGGAAUUCAGCCAGAAUGUGGAUGCCUAUAUGCGAGGGGCUCCACCGGAAGCCUGCACCGACAUGGAGCCGCAACACGGCCCAGCGCCUCAAACGAGCCCAGCACCGUACACUAUUACUCCGCAACAGAACGCCAUCGAGCAGGGCGGGACUGUUAAAGUGACGAUACAGGGCAAGAGUCCAAAAGGAGGAUUUAUGGGGUUUCUCUUUAUGGCCGUCAAUCCUGAAGACUCUUCUUCCAAACCGCUGGGCCGAUUCAUCAAUAGUCCAUACCAAGCCCGAUCGGUUGAUUGUCUCCCAGGUGAACAGAAUGCUCUGACUCACCGGGAUGCCAAGAGUAAGAAUAAUUUAGAAUUGACAUGGCAGGCACCGCCCGACUACCAGGGCGAAAUUGAAUUCAGGUGCACGUUUCUGCGUGAUUUCUCCACAUUUUGGUUGCGUGUCCCGGCGUCGACCCUCGUCCGUGUCGGGAAUCCUGUCGUUGCACGAGCUGCUGAAACGAGCAGCGGCGUCUCAUUGGUUCCCAUGGUUACCGUAUUCGACUAUUUCGUCUGGCGCAUUUGGUUUUGGACGCCAGAAGCCCAGCCGCAGCCUUGAAAGUAAAUAAGCGCAGCUCUUUUUAAAUGUACCAGUGAUUUUCAAAAAAAUUUUUAAGGAAGAUAGGCCUAGUAAAUAAGUAUGGCUUUCUAUAGCCGUAAGGAGAAAAAUCGAGCUUUAGCUAUUUGACAAACUAAA